Messenger RNA from Haliaeetus leucocephalus (bald eagle), 10625 nucleotides. It is a transcript of the gene KDM1A, whose product is annotated as lysine (K)-specific demethylase 1A. Gene Ontology annotation, molecular function: oxidoreductase activity; protein binding; flavin adenine dinucleotide binding. The transcript has 20 exons. Gene Ontology annotation, cellular component: nucleus. The coding region runs from base 183 to 2435 and encodes 750 amino acids. Gene Ontology annotation, biological process: regulation of DNA-templated transcription. NCBI's taxonomy places the organism in Eukaryota, Metazoa, Chordata, Aves, Accipitriformes, Accipitridae. The record is from RefSeq and is a predicted model, not a curated record.
GGGCUGCGGAGCGCACUCCGCGCAAGAAGGAACCGCCGCGGGCCUCGCCCCCGGGCGGUCUGUCCGAGCCGCCAGCCGCCGGCGCCGCCCCUGCGCCCAGCGCCGAAACCACUGGCAUCGCCGAGACCCCCGAGGGUCGCAGGACCAGCCGCCGCAAGCGGGCCAAAGUGGAGUAUAGAGAGAUGGAUGAGAGUCUUGCAAACCUGUCAGAAGAUGAGUAUUACUCUGAAGAAGAGAGAAAUGCUAAAGCUGAGAAAGAGAAAAAACUACCACCACCACCACCACCAGCUCCUGCAGAAGAAGAGAAUGAAAGUGAGCCAGAGGAGCCAUCUGGGCAAGCAGGAGGACUUCAAGACGACAAUUCUGGAGGGUAUGGAGACGGCCAAGCAUCAGGUGUGGAGGGUGCAGCUUUCCAGAGUAGACUUCCACAUGACCGUAUGACAUCUCAAGAAGCUGCCUGCUUCCCUGAUAUAAUCAGUGGGCCACAGCAGACUCAGAAGGUGUUUCUGUACAUCAGGAACCGCACCCUGCAGCUCUGGUUGGAUAACCCAAAGAUUCAGUUGACAUUUGAGGCAACUAUCCAACAGUUAGAAGCACCUUAUAAUAGUGAUACGGUGCUCGUUCACAGAGUACACAGCUAUCUGGAGCGGCAUGGUCUAAUCAACUUCGGUAUCUACAAAAGAGUGAAGCCCCUUCCAACCAAGAAGACUGGAAAGGUGAUCAUUAUUGGUUCUGGAGUCUCUGGGCUGGCAGCAGCUCGCCAGCUGCAGAGUUUUGGAAUGGAUGUCACAGUUCUGGAAGCCAGGGACCGAGUAGGAGGAAGAGUUGCUACCUUUCGCAAAGGGAACUAUGUUGCUGAUCUAGGAGCAAUGGUGGUAACAGGACUUGGAGGAAAUCCCAUGGCUGUGGUCAGCAAACAAGUGAAUAUGGAAUUGGCUAAGAUCAAACAAAAAUGCCCACUUUAUGAAGCAAAUGGACAAGCUGUUCCAAAAGAGAAAGAUGAAAUGGUGGAGCAAGAAUUUAAUCGUCUGCUGGAAGCCACAUCCUACCUCAGUCACCAGCUGGAUUUUAAUGUUCUCAAUAAUAAGCCUGUCUCCCUAGGUCAGGCUCUGGAGGUUGUCAUACAAUUGCAGGAGAAGCAUGUGAAGGAUGAGCAGAUUGAACACUGGAAAAAAAUUGUGAAAACACAGGAGGAGUUGAAAGAUCUUCUUAACAAGAUGGUGAAUUUAAAAGAGAAGAUUAAAGAACUUCAUCAACAGUAUAAGGAAGCAUCAGAAGUGAAGCCACCUCGGGAUAUUACAGCAGAGUUUCUUGUGAAAAGCAAACACAGAGAUCUGACUGCACUUUGCAAGGAGUAUGAUGAAUUGGCAGAAACACAAGGAAAGCUGGAAGAGAAGUUACAAGAACUUGAAGCCAAUCCACCAAGUGAUGUUUAUCUGUCAUCAAGAGACAGGCAAAUACUUGACUGGCAUUUUGCAAACCUAGAAUUUGCUAAUGCUACACCCCUGUCUACGCUUUCACUGAAGCACUGGGACCAGGAUGAUGACUUUGAAUUCACAGGCAGUCACUUGACUGUGAGGAAUGGAUAUUCCUGUGUGCCUGUAGCCUUGGCAGAAGGGCUAGAUAUUAAAUUAAACACAGCAGUUCGACAGGUUCGCUAUACAGCAUCAGGCUGUGAAGUGAUAGCUGUAAAUACCCGAUCUACUAGCCAGACUUUCAUUUACAAAUGUGAUGCUGUGCUGUGUACUCUUCCCUUGGGAGUAUUGAAACAGCAGCCUCCAGCAGUACAGUUUGUGCCGCCUCUUCCUGAGUGGAAAACUUCUGCAGUGCAGCGUAUGGGAUUUGGCAACCUUAACAAGGUUGUGUUGUGUUUUGAUCGUGUCUUCUGGGAUCCAAGUGUCAAUUUGUUUGGUCAUGUUGGUAGCACUACUGCAAGCAGAGGAGAACUUUUCCUGUUUUGGAACCUGUACAAAGCACCAAUUUUGUUGGCCUUGGUAGCAGGAGAAGCAGCAGGGAUCAUGGAAAAUAUCAGCGAUGAUGUCAUUGUUGGACGGUGCCUUGCCAUCCUCAAAGGCAUAUUUGGUAGUAGUGCUGUGCCACAGCCUAAAGAGACUGUGGUGUCCCGCUGGCGUGCUGACCCAUGGGCCCGGGGAUCGUACUCCUAUGUAGCAGCUGGAUCUUCUGGAAAUGACUAUGAUUUGAUGGCUCAGCCAAUUACUCCAGGGCCAGCCAUUCCAGGUGCUCCUCAGCCUAUUCCUCGCCUGUUUUUUGCAGGAGAACAUACAAUUCGCAACUACCCUGCAACUGUCCAUGGUGCUUUACUGAGUGGACUGCGAGAAGCCGGUCGCAUUGCAGACCAAUUUCUUGGGGCCAUGUAUACUUUGCCUCGCCAGCCUACGCCUGGGGUCCCCCCACAACAAGCUGCCAGCAUGUAAAGAAAAGUAGAAGGUAUCAGAAGAGUGACAAGACCACAGUGUUGCUGUUGUGGACUCUGGGAUGAAGAUAUUCACGUAGUCUGUAACAGUACCUGCUGAAAGGACUCAGCCAUGAGUUACUGUAUAAUACUUCCGUUAGAAUGGCCUUACAAAAACUUACCUAACCUUCGGCUUGGCAUCCUUUUACAAAAUCUCGUAUAGCUAUUUGAAGUGUCAGUGUACACAGAAUCCUUUACUACCAAGCUGGUCAGGGACUUUUUUGACUCUGCAGGUACUUUUUGAAAGGCAAGCUUAUAGCUGGAGGUUUUUUAGGGUUUUUUUUCUACCUAUAUGUGUAUUUACAGUUUGGUAAUUGCACAAGGCCCUCUAGAAGCUGGUUGCUACAAAUAGUAGCUUAGUGUAGAAUUUAUGUAAACUUCUUUGGGUUUUGUUUUGUUUUUAUUGUUUUAUUUUAAGGAAUAAUAUUUUUUGACCAAUUCUAUUCUUACCUGGCAUUUGAGAAGUUGGUGCAACUGUUUCCCUACCAGUAACAGCAAAUCACACCCCUCCAAAAUGGUCCAUUGGCUGCUAUGCCAUGUGCAUCCUGUUUUAGAAAGAAAGCUGGUAUUACUAGGAGUGUGCUAAGCAUACUGUUUUAUUAAAUACUUUCAACAAACAAAAUGAUCAGAAUUGGAUAUUUGUAAAGUUAAAAGCUAGAAAAAUUAUUCCUAUUUGUUUAUAUGGAAACAGAGUUGCCUAGACAGUAAGUUAGCUGAAGGACCUAAUCUCUUGACUUCUGCACACUGCAGGUAGUCACUCUGUGUACCUGUUGAUUUCAUUUCUGCUAGGUUGAUGAGAUGAUGUCGCAGCUGCCAUUGUUAUGCUGAAAAUCACUUUGGUUUGGCUGCUUUUCCUGAUAUUUUUCUUCUUAUUAAUUCAGUGCAUAGAGUCUUCCUUUCAUUGCACAGAGCAGUCUUAUUUACAUUUAGGUCCUUUUUCCCUGUCCUUCAUUCCCUGGUUAGCGUUAGAUUUUUCUUAUUUCUUCCAAUUUUUCUCAUCCUCCUCUUUCUACAGUUUAUUUCCAUGUCAUCUAACUGUCGUCUCUGUUCACACUGGGGUUUUUUCUACUUUUCAGUUUUUCUGUUCUCACUCUAUCUGACCCCCUGUCUGUACAUGUGCAGUCUGUCCCAGGUUCCUUCUGUCCUUGCACCUUCUGUUCUGCUGGAGGACCGGUACCUCCUCUAGUUCCAUGCUCAUCCCUCUACAAUAACAUGGUCCACACUUCUUCCUGAAGAAAAUACACACACAAACAUGACUGCAGCCCCUACUUGUUUAUAGCCGUAUUGUCUUUGGCCACAGACUCUCCAUCUUCUAGCAUCAUUGCUUCUCCUGUUUUCUUGUGUCUCCUUCUUAGUAGCUGGAGAUCAUUCUUUCUCCUGACUAUGUCUAUUAUCUUAUGGUUGCUUUCUCAUUAGAUGUUGAAGUCUGAGGGGGGGGUAUCUCCAUAGGCAGUCCUUCCAACAAGCUGUGAGAAAGGGGAGGACUCUGAUGCGGCAGGGGUAAUAGUCUGUGAGGGGGCACAGACUUGAGGUGUCAGGGGAAUAAGCCCAUUUGAAGUGGCUGAAUUUGGUGCCAUGGGGGACCCUCUAUCCUGAACCUCUGUCUAAGUUAGUGCUGCCUUCCCCGUAUAUCUAACUUGGUAAAUGUUGUUGCUACUUGAGCCCUUUAUUGAAGGGGGUACUCCUCAGCAACACUACUCAUCCUCGCUUUCCCUUCCAGGGGACAAGACAGACUUUGUGAUGGUUGGUCAGAAAACUGCCACUGAAGUGGGGCAGGAAUUGGAAGUCCAGCAGGACAUGGAGGAGGGGUGUCCAGGGGGUGACUUGAGAGUAAAUAGAGAGUAAUUUGAGACCGAAGACUCCCUACCUUAUGUUCAGGUAAAAGCCUAUCAGCACCACUACCCAGAGAAAUCCUGAUCCAGGAUGAGAGGUGUGACAGGUGUUUAAAAUCCACUAACAGCUGAUAUAGUCUCCUGGCUAGUCUGACUGAAGAUGGGAAAGAGACCUGAGAGUUGGGGUGCUAUGUUCUAUAACCAGGCUUCCAGCCUCUAUGGGUCUCCAUAUUUGUGGGGUCGUUUGCUAUUCGGAUUGGUGGUGGUGCUGUCUCUUGCCAUGAGGACUGUCAUCCCACUUGCUCUAGCAAAGUGUCAAAAAGUCAGGAAAGCACUUGUGGCCCACAGGAAAAUAAAAUAGUCCUCAACUUAACAUAGCCAAAUGGUGUAUUUCCCAGUCAAAUAUCAAGCCACUUCUGCAUCAGCCUAUUAAUAUUAUUUUCAGCUGCUUUGUUCUGCUUUAUGUUUGUUCUGACUGAGACUUAGCGGAUUAUUUAGCAGGCUAAUUCUGUCAAACAACACGCAGUAGUUUGUCGAAGACUUUCAAAUGUAAACAAACUUCCUUUUGCACAUUGCCAUUGGUUUGACUGAGUGGGGCUAAUCUUUCACCUGACAACCAGACUGUCCCACUUUCCCUUUUCAAAAAGACAUCUGAAAACUAUGACCACUGAAGUAAGAAGGUGGAGAUGAAGUCCUGACAGUUCCCACCCUUUUUGAAGGUGUGCAAGGAGUUGGUGGGUGUUAGCUGAUGGUGGUGAUGGGCAUGAGCAAAGGAAUAGGAAUGCCAGGAGGAGAUGAGGAGGCCCUCUGACUCGAUGUAGCCCAUUUGUUGCUUUCAGAGUCUUCACUGGAAGAUGAAGACCAUGAUCUGUGGCCUGCUGCACCCUGCCCUCCAUUAUCUCUAGGGACUCUGGACCUAUUCCUCAGCCAGUCCCUGCUAGUAGGUAUUAGAGAGUGAACAGCUCAGAGUACUUUCAGCUCUUAGGGGUGUUUGAGGCUCAGUGAAGACACAGAUAAGGCUGUGCGGCUAGUUGCUGGACACUUCAGAGCUGCUGUGCUGCAGCUCCUGCCCUGCAUGGCCCAGUUUCUCAUGGUCAGUGGCAUUGGUUGCGUCCUAAGCAGAGGGGAGCAGUGGCUGGGUGGAGGUCAAAGACUGCUCCCUCUAUUCUGGUUGUAUCCUGUGGAAUUGCUGGGAUGGGGGGUGGAGUAAGCUUGGGGGGAAGCACUAUCACCCCAGGGCCAGCUGGAGACCUGGAAAAGGUGGCCUGAGCACAUAGUGCUAAGUCAACUUAGUGUUGGGGUUCAGCUCUGCCAGGCCAUAUGGUGAAACUGCCAUUGUUUGUCCAGGAGCAGGAUGGUCUCGCACUCUUUGCAGCACUACCAGUGUGUGAUAUUCCUUGAGCAGGUACUCUUCCAGCAGUUAGCAGCUCUUACCCCACUGCUUCUGUCGUCCCAGGAGUGCUUUCUGCUGUACCUCAAAUGGUGGCUUCAAGUCCAGACUAUCAAUGUAUGUGUUUAGGAGCAUAUUGCUUUCUGCUCCCUGUGCCAAGGUCUGUUAGAUGGACCUUUUGUCUGACCCAUAAUGGCUGGGUUUUUUUAAGUGCUGUCUCUGCAGUCUUCCUACCCCUGUGACCUACAGAGGAGGAGAUGGCAUUGUAACUAAAUGGGUCACCAGGCCCUCUUCAUCUCAGCGUCCUCCUUCAUGGUGUAGCCAUUCUUCCCCUUGCUGCUGUUUGCCUGCCCUAACUUCCCUGUAGGGAUUGCCUGAUCUGUUUCAGUAGAUCAGGGAUAACCUUUAUCACAGAUUUGAGGCUGCUGGGCACAGUCACAAAAACUUGUGAUCAAGUCUGGUUGCACCUUGUAUAGCGUACCUUUCCACCUAUUCUCAGGGACUUGCCACUUCUCGCUCUGCUCCAUGGGCAGGUGAAUUGCAUUUCUGACAACAAAACUGAUUGGUGCCUAUUUUGGAAAGAAAAAUGUUCUUCCUUAGUUGGACCUCCCUUUCUGUACUGAAGAUUAAGGGCCACAGUAAUCUGCCAUGGGGUUCUAAAUCCUGAGUGCACACAUUGCCUAGUCAGAUUGUGAUUUUGGAUGGGAUGAAUCUGCAGGAAGAUUUGCAUUUCUCAGUUCUCCAGAUGCCUGUGUUUUUGACAGGUGCUAGCAUCUACUUUGCAAUAAACUACUGUUAGCUCAGGGUCUUUGUGUACAGUCUUUGUAUGGAAUUCAGAAUAUUUGCUAUGGUCUUGCCUGUAGUGGAAAUUAAUUGCAAAGCAUGGGUUUUCCCUGUUUCGCUAUCUUAAUAAUUGACUGGAUCAUAAACCUAGAGGAACAACUUCACUGGAGUGAUUCAGGUUUUUUCUUAUUAAUCUUUUCAUCUGACUAGGUCUCUUGCUAUAUUUCUAAAAAAGUUCAACUGAGGGUAUUAUGGUCAACAAGGUGCUCAGAGUUCAUCUUGCAGUCUUCAAGCCAUGAAGUGGCUCCAUAAAGUGAGGUGACUAAACUUAAUUUAUUUGUAUACUUCAGAUUCUUUUUAAAGGUGGUGAUAAUUCCAUGAGUUACUUUUCCCAAAAAUGUUUACCAAAAGAGAAUUAGAUGCCAUGGGCUGAUUUGUUUUUGAGUUCGCUGCUUUUACCAAUGAUUUUUUUGCAGUUUCCAAUGUAUCUAAUUUCUGAAGGUGUGAUUUUUUUGUUGUUGUUGUUCAUUUGGAAGCAAUAUUGAAAGAUACAGGAGAUGCUUACACUGACAUUCUUCCCUAAAGCACACAGAUAUUACAGAACUAUUGGCAUGCUUCCAGACCUUAUGCUCUGGGUGAUACCUGCAUCAGCUGGAUAAAUACAAAAAAACCCCACAAGUCGCCUUUAGAGAGGUCCGUGGAGAGUGAAAGCAUCCUUUUAAUUACCUGUGCAUAUCAGUCAUGGAAUGUGUCUUAUCCAAAGAACAAAUUUUCUUAAAAUUAGGGGGUUUUUCCAGCUUUGCCAAUUUGUCUGCUAAAAGCUCUUGCUUCUCUACAGAGUCUGUUGGCUUUUAUUAGCAAAGCUCCUACAGCGCUUGUGGAGUCUGUCCGUUACUUCCAGGCACUAAUAGGCAUCAAGUCAACGUGGUGUUUAGAAAUUCCCUGGAAAACAUCAAUCACAGAGGCUGAGAAAUACAAUAAAAUAUCCAAUGCAAAUAUUGAUGUUAGGAAUGCAGCCCAGGCUUCACCAUCCUGCACUUCUGUGUGCGCAGCAUCAUCAUGUUCUUAACAUACACACAUAGAUAACGGGGCAGAGUAGCUGACCAAAUUCACUAUCACGCAUGGUGAUAUGGUACUGGGAGCCUUAAAGUCAUAUGAAGGGUGGCCAUGCUUCAAAGAAACAAAGCAGACAUAUUUUUACUGUAGCUGUAGGUUCAACCUUUCUGUGUCUUGCCCAAUGAAUCUGUAAGAAAGGCUGACAUCUAGACUGGCCUUUCUUCAAUUAUAUUAAUGGGCCUGUUUAUACUUGGAAUAAUUUUUGUAGUUUCUCAUGCAAAUACUGUCUAGUUUAGUACAUACUUCAUAAAAUAACAAGCAAAAAAAAUAGCAGCAGGGUGACUUGUUCAGAAGCAUCCAGAAGUGCUAUUGAGCUGAAGAAAUCACUUGCCAUGUUCAUGCUAUAUCAAAAUAUUAGAGGUGGACUCAGCUGUACCAGUAAGUGCAAACUUCAGACUGCUGCCAAAUAAAAGAUGUGCAAAGACAUUUCAUGGAAGAUUUUGCAGGAAGAAUUGUGGUAAUGUUUGAAAUACCUACUUAGGGUGGACUUUAUCUCACCUAACCUUAUACAUUUCCUCUGCACUAGUUGUCUAGACUCCCUCCAGCCACAUUUCUCUAGAGAAACUCAUUAUGUCCCUGUGUCCAAAUCAUUUCAGGACCUUUGAGUCUGUUAAUUAGGUCUUUGAGUUCUGGUAAUACAGGACCUACAUCGAAAUCUUUCUUACUAGUAUGUGGCCACUGUGCCAUGCUCACAGACCUUGGGUAUUGUUACUGCAGUUGUAUAUCAGCUCAAGGACCUUCUGGAGAUGGCUUCUAUUUACCACUUCCAUGUUCCAGACCCAGCUCACAGCUUUCCACUCUUGCAGAAAUGCUUUGGAUAUAUCCUAUGCUUGGGGGUCUGCUGUCUCAUGGGCCCAAAAGUUUGGAUCUCUGUUUUACCGAAUUGUUUGUUGGUCCCCAUCAAUGUUGUGUUAAUUACACCUCUCCGUGAAGGGACUUCUGCUCACUGUUAUUCUGUUGUUCUCUUUUCUAGACAGUGUAUCGCCACACCCCAAUAACUUUAAGGCUAUUUCACUUGAACAAGGGUAGAUUACCUGUUUUUUAGACUUCAUGCUUAAAAGACAGAUACCUUGGCAUGCCAACCCAGCCUGGAUGAUAAAGUAGUUUUUCCAUCUAUGGGUUCGUGCCUUUCAGAAGCUCCUGAAUGCAGUUGUUUGUGGAGAGGUCCUAGGUACUUGUCUCUUUGCAGAGAUCAUCUGUGUAGGUAACCAUUUGUUUUAGAUUGCAGUUAUCUGAGUGUAGUCUGGCUGUAAGCACCUCAUGGCAGGACACCAUAAUCCCCAAUAGUGGUGCUCAGUGUGUCUGUCCUUCCACACAGCUUGUGCAGCAUUUUCUCCGUACCUGCACCAAAUGCUGCUCCUCUGCUUGAGCAUCUGGUAAUUAGUGCUAGAUUUUGCAAAUGGUGAAAUUAUUGUUUGCUUUGCUUCCAAGCCACCCCUGGGUAGCUGCACCUAUGUGGAAUUGUGUUUGAAGUUACCCAAGGUUAGAAGAGACAUGUGGACCACAACCACCUGAAAAUGGACACUACUUACCCAGGUGUUGUAUGAUAUAUGUACUCUACAUACUCAAUACUUAUCCUUCUUUUUCCUCACAGUCCCACAUAAUUUUUUUUUCAGGUUUUUUGUUAAGCUUUGUGUGCUCAUGGCUUAACACAUGGGGAGGUUCAAGUCUCAGCCAUGAUUCACUGUUAUAGGACAGAAAUUUCUCCAAUCUCAAGUUCUUGGGCAGAGUUAGAACUGAUGUUUGGACAACAUACUUCUGUCCUUAGUGACUUUUCCUCCCUCACAGAAUUGUAUCCUCACUACUGAGUAACACAUAAAGCUUGUCAAAUUGCUCAAUUUGAAUGUUUUUUCCUGAUUCACUGAGGAUACUUCAGCUUGGUGGUAAGCAUGAAAAAAUACUACUGCAACUAGCAAUGUAUGUAUAAGACUACCGAAUUCCUGUUCAGCAACAGAAGCCAACUUUUUCUGUAGCCGACAAUGAUGGGAGGAUGUAAUUCAGAACUGAGUGUGACUGGAGUACUUAAUGUACUCCAUUUGCCUUCAAGCCUUACACCCUACCUGAUGUUUCACGUGUGCCCCUUAGCCCAGAGGGGCUGGAAAUCUCACCAUCUCCUCAGUACUCUAUGCAGUAUCUUCCUGCUGUGUUCCACUGUGCAGUUGGUUUGGGUCAGCACAGGAGGAAACAUGCUUUUUGAGUGCGUAAGGAUUUAGGAUAUUAUUUACCCAGGCUUCAGGGUGUUCUGGUUGGUAUGAUCCACCCAGCAUUUCCUCAUGGUUGAAGUGUGAAGAGUUUGGGCACUGUGCCUGUUUUCAGAAGCAGCUGUGAUGUUGCAGCUUUUGAAGAAAACAGGAUUCCUAUUUAUUGGCAACUCAUCGUAGUUCUGGAGGUAGCUGGUCCAUUUGAGGAGACAGGAUAGCCAAGCUGCUCCUGAAGGGAGGUCCUGGAAUCUGGCCUGGGAUGGGAAGGGCUGCAGCUGGUAAGAUCAUCGUGGGCCUGGAAAAAACACCAGCUGAGAACACGGAGCUAGCGCAGAUGUUUCAUGAAGGAAAUGGUAAGGGAUGAUUUUGUCCUAGCCUUCACCACCCUCUGGUUGUCACGUUCAGCCUACUUGGUUUUUGUUUCAUGGUUUACCCUGUACAAUCCCAGCUUUGGUGGAUGAACCAUAGGAGCAUCCUGGAUGGGAGCUUGAAGUUAAUGGUUUCAACUUUAUGGCUAAUCCAGGCCUAGUUCUGUCAUUGCUAGGAGGAUGUUGGUUUAUUCUCCACGGCAUCAUAACUGAGGUGAUUAGUCCCAGAUACGCAGAGGCGUUACUCAUGGUGCACCAGAGAAGUGAGAGCAGUGUUGGGCACCAGUCUGGGUCAGUAAGAGUUAAUGUCAAAUAUAUUCACUGACAGGCAGUGUUGGGGCUUCCUAUGCAGAAGGAAACAGCUUGUGCUCCCAAUAAUAUGGUGGGUUUUAAGGAAGAUAAGGGGAGUCCUCGGUGCCUGAGUAAGGGAGUGUUGCUAAGGAUGAAUGAAGUUGUUUGGCU